Exophiala oligosperma is the source of this 2679-nucleotide messenger RNA. RefSeq lists its product as uncharacterized. Bases 1 to 2679 code for a protein of 892 amino acids. The transcript has a single exon. The record is from RefSeq and is a predicted model, not a curated record. Gene Ontology annotation, biological process: protein histidyl modification to diphthamide. NCBI's taxonomy places the organism in Eukaryota, Fungi, Ascomycota, Eurotiomycetes, Chaetothyriales, Herpotrichiellaceae. Gene Ontology annotation, molecular function: diphthine-ammonia ligase activity.
AUGACACAGUCACCUCUCAAGGUGAUCGCCUUGAUAUCUGGUGGCAAAGACUCUUUGUUCUCCAUAUUGCACUGUAUAGAGAACGGACAUGAAGUUGUCGCCCUUGCGAAUCUACAUCCCAAGCUUCCGAGCAAUGGCCGGACCGACGAUGCUGAAGGAGAAGACAUGAAUAGUUUCAUGUAUCAGACUGUCGGGCACUCGAUCAUUCCACUUUACUCAGAUUGCCUUGGGAUCCCAUUAUAUCGGAGAGAAAUCACUGGCUCAGCAGUACAGACUGGGAGGUACUAUGAUACCAGCGGGGAACAAAAAUCUUUUGACGAAACCGAAGAUUUGGUAUUAUUAUUGCAUGAUGUACUCAGGAAACAUCCUGAGGCCAAUGCGCUAUGCUCAGGCGCCAUCCUGUCGACUUACCAACGCGCACGAGUCGACUCUGUAGCCGUUAGACUUGGGCUCAUUCCACUGGCUUACCUUUGGCAAUAUCCUGCUCUUCCACCACCUCCUGGUCGUCAAGACUCCUUGACAGGCCUUCUCGAGGACAUGUCAGCGGCUGGGUGCGACGCCAGGAUAAUCAAGAUUGCUAGUGGUGGGAUCAAGGAAAACCUGCUCUGGUCCAACGUCUCAGAAGCAAACACUCGGUCCAGGCUGGUAAGCGGCUUACGCCCUUUCUUUACAGAACACGAAUUUUGGCUUCGUGGUGCCGUGCUUGGAGAAGGUGGCGAGUAUGAGACACUUGCCGUGGAUGGUCCGAGACCUCUAUGGAAACGAAGAAUAGACCUUCCAACGGACACAAGCUCGACCUUUUACGGAGAAGGCGGUGUUAGCUAUCUUCGGUUGGGAAAAGCAAAGACGGUGGAGAACGACCCAGAUUCCUCGCACGAGAUCUCGACAGCUCUACAGCCUCGUCCUCUUGAUGUACAAUUCGAAGCUGUGCUGGAAAGAGUCCAGACUCAAGCGUCAGAGAUGACUUCGACCAGGGAUAGUGAGGCAACAACCGUGCUUUCGGACAAUCAUUCGGCGAGGUUUUCCAUCGAACUCUUGCCAUUGACUCGGAAACUGUCUCUAGCCUAUCUUACCAUUUCGAACAUUACUGCCACAACAACGGGUGUACCGUCCGAAGACAAAGGAACUGCCGCUGACCAGAUGAGACGAAUAUGCGAGAAGCUCAAAUCCGUGCUCGACUCACUCUCCAGUACACAAAAAGUCCCUGGAAAGUUGACGACGUCAAACAUCGUAGCCACGACAUUGCUGCUGAAGGACAUGUCACAAUUCGCGUCGGUCAACUCGACGUAUUCGUCAAUGUUUCGAUCUGGAGAACCAAAUCCGCCAGCUAGAGUGACCAUCUCCUGUCAGCUUCCUCAAGACGUCGAAGUCAGUCUGAAUGUGAUAUUGGAUCUUGGGCCGAGAGAUGCGAGACGUGGCUUACACGUUCAAAGUCGAAGCUACUGGGCCCCGGCCAAUAUCGGCCCUUAUAGUCAAGCAAUCUGUGUCCCACUUCAGCAAACCUCUGAGAUGAGUGUCAACGUGCACGAUGCAGGUCUCCUCGAAAUGGUUCACGUAGCUGGACAGAUCCCCCUUGUGCCCCAAAGUAUGCUUCUUGACGACGGCGGCUUCACUCACGCCAGCGUCUUGAGCCUUCAACAUCUUUGGCGUGUUGGACAAGAGCGGGAGGUAGACAUCUGGCCUUGGGGCAUCGCUUUUCUCAAACGAGAUCCAGACGCAGCACACAGGAACGCCACGACGGCCCAGAGAAUUUGGGAGCACGCUCAUCGCAUAGGAACGAGAUCUAGCAAUUCCUCAGCACGUGAUGACGAUGACAUCGACGACGAGGAUGACCAAGGUCCAGACGCUUGGGACCUGCGAUUCAAUCGAUUCCAGUUGGCGAACUCGGCAGCAGAGAAUGCGGCCAUUGGCCAACAUCUUCAUGUUUUGCCCAACAACACAGUUUUUGGCAAGAGAGCAACCACUGCCGAUGUUGUUCCUCCAUUCAUUGCGGCAGAGGUCACGUCGCUACCGAGGGACGCACCCGUUGAAUGGUGGAGCCUGGGCGUUGCCAACUUGAUAAAAACGCUCACCUCAAGUUCUACUGCCGCCGCCGCGGCGACUUGUGGUCGAGAAGAUUUUGAAUGGGGCUCAAUCAGCAGGACCUCCCUUCAUGCCGAGUCUCCAAAACAAUCCUCAGGAGGACAUCCUUCGACCGUCCGGCAGCAUCUGGUGACCGUCUUGAUCCGGUCUGCCUCUGGCGGCAGUGGCAAACCCCGACACGGUCCUCGACAGGUCGACGAUGAUGUUCGCGCCCAUCUUUUGCGAACUAUCGGGGACGAUGUGCAUGUCGGGCCGCGGCCGAAAUUACCACCAGUGCUCGAAUGCGUCCACGGAACGGCCUUCUUGUCGACCGUCGAGGGACGGCCACGGUGGGCCGAAGUCUCGAAAGGGGAACUCUUCAACAGCUUGACGGUCAUACCAUGCACGUCAGUGCACGGUCGAGGCCAAGUCGGGACGCUCUCGGGCGGCCUAAUCGACGACGCGUCGCCCUUUCCUGGAGGGGUGAAAAGCGGCGAGAGUCUCGGUCCUGUUGGGGAGACUGGCACAAGCGUCACAGACGUCACCGCCGUGUCCGAGACGUGUCAACCUUUGGCGGUAGCGAUGACGAUGCGUAUCGAUUCGACAUGGAGUCGAUGA